AUGGCCCUGAAGAGGAUUCACAAGGAGUUAUCUGAUUUGGGUCGAGAUCCACCUGCACAAUGCUCGGCCGGUCCCGUAGGUGAUGAUCGCAACGAUAAUGGGUCCCGUAAGUUGCCAAGGCAUCUAACACGUGUUCUUUUACAGUCAGACAGUCCUUUCGAGGGGGGAGUUUUCUUCCUUGAUAUUCAUUUUCCCACUGAUUAUCCUUUCAAACCACCUAAAAUCACAUUUACCACUCGAAUAUACCAUCCAAAUAUAAACUCUAAUGGCAAUAUAUGCUUGGAUAUUCUAAGGAAUCAGUGGUCUCCGGCUCUAACUAUAUCAAAAGUGUUAUUGUCGAUUUGCUCCCUUUUAACCGACCCAAAUCCGGAUGAUCCUCUCAGUCCGGAUAUUGCGCGUACAUACAAAACAGAUCGUCAGAAAUACGACAAGACUGCUAAAGAAUGGACUCAGAAGUACGCAAUGUAG
Echinococcus granulosus is the source of this 468-nucleotide messenger RNA. Its product is annotated as Ubiquitin-conjugating enzyme E2 D2. NCBI's taxonomy places the organism in Eukaryota, Metazoa, Platyhelminthes, Cestoda, Cyclophyllidea, Taeniidae. The coding region runs from base 1 to 468 and encodes 155 amino acids. The transcript is spliced from 5 exons. Gene Ontology annotation, cellular component: nucleus. Gene Ontology annotation, biological process: ubiquitin-dependent protein catabolic process; protein polyubiquitination. The record is from RefSeq and is a predicted model, not a curated record. Gene Ontology annotation, molecular function: ubiquitin conjugating enzyme activity.